This is a messenger RNA of Corticium candelabrum, 1191 nucleotides long. RefSeq lists its product as uncharacterized. NCBI's taxonomy places the organism in Eukaryota, Metazoa, Porifera, Homoscleromorpha, Homosclerophorida, Plakinidae. The coding region runs from base 308 to 1015 and encodes 235 amino acids. The record is from RefSeq and is a predicted model, not a curated record. The transcript has 4 exons.
GAGACAAACGUCAGAUCGAUCAAGGUCCAGGAAGUUCAAGGCAGUUGAGCUAUGCAGAAACAUUACAUCAACACAACAUCAAAACCCCAUUAAACCACAGCACCGGUAUCAACCAGUCUCAUAACACACUGACUUGUUUUCUACUCCCGCACUGAAUGAGUCAUGAAAACUAAUGGUACAGCUUCAUCGUAGAAGCAUCAUUGCGUCGAUACUUAAUCCAAUUAAAUCGGGUGAUACUAUAAAAUGGAGCUAACAGCCCGAUUUAAGUUAGUCAUCAAUCAGCUGCUUCGUUGCUAUUUCAUCUGCGAUGGAUAUCACAACUCAUCUAGUUCGAGUUUUCACUGCAGUAGCACUGCUGUACUUCAUCACAACAGAAUCAAUUUGUAGCGUGGAUCAAAAAAACAGCAAAUGCCACUAUCUAUCCGGACAAACGACGCCACUGAUUCUCUUCAAUGUCAGCCAUGGCGUCGUUGCCAUGGGCUCUCCUGGACACACACUCAAUAAUAACUGGAAUUACUAUCACAACCACUAUUGUCAAUGGAUCAUAACGUGUAGUAACAAUGCGAUCGUGUAUGUCAAAUCCAACUUGUAUCCCAACACAAAUAGCAUUGAUGUGAAUGCCUGUGCUACUACCUCGACUCAUGGAGAUUACGUCAAAGUCAAAGUUGGAACCACAAUGGAUGACACAAUUUGUGAUAAAGGUCCACACCAGGGUUACUACUACAAACACGUACAAUCGAAUGUAUUAACAAUCGAAUUCAACAGCGACUCCGCCAAUAGUAACAACAUUGGAAUGUAUGCCAUUGUUCAUGAUGUGGCGUUUGGCUCAAAACGAAAACGAGAUGACAACCCUUCACAGCUUAGUCAAGUAGAAGAAAUGCUGGUUGACGUAGCAGCAAACGACAACGCCCGUUUCUAUUGUGGCAAGUCAUGGGCGAGACCAUACGUCGACCAAGGCUGCACAUGCAGUGGCAUCGACGUCAAAGACCAGGGAGUGACAAGAAGCCACAAGUGAAACAAAAGGAAUCAGUGCAGAAAUGAAUACCCAAACUGAGAUACACGUGACUAGCAGUUGCAUGGAGUAGAUGUAGAGUAGAAAGUCAUGGUUUUAAUAAGUAAUAGAAAACAUUGCUUGUAAUCAGUCUACCAUCAGAUGUAUACAUAAAACACAAUAAAGUUUGAUAUAACACA